This is a messenger RNA of Closterium sp. NIES-65, 2862 nucleotides long. The record is from the annotation of a GenBank genome assembly. NCBI's taxonomy places the organism in Eukaryota, Viridiplantae, Streptophyta, Zygnematophyceae, Desmidiales, Closteriaceae.
AUGGCAAUGUAUCCUUGUGCUCUGCUUCCCUGUCUCUUUAUUUAUCACCAACAGGCGGCAGUGGAUGCGGGAGGAGGAGCUAGCACAGCAGCUGCAUCUGCACCCGAAGCAGCUGAGUUUCUCCUAUGGCAAUGUCUCCUUGUCCCCUGGUUCCCGGUCUUUUCAAUGAUCACCAAACAGGCGGCAGUGGAUGAGAGAGGAGGAGCUGGCACGGCAGCUGCAUCUGCACCCGAAGCAGCUGAGGCGAACACUGAAGAUGCUGGAGGAGGAAUUGAUGAUCGUGCGCGAGCACAGGAAGGAGGUGAGAGCGGUGGGGUGUGGUGCGGUGUGGUGUGGUGGGGUGUGGUGGAGUUAAUGUGUGAUAUGGUGGUGCGGUUUAGUGCAGUGGGUGGUAACCACGUGAAGCAGCUGAGGCGAACACUGAAGAUGCUGGAGGGAGCUGAUGAUCGUGCGCGAGCACAGGAAGGAGGUGAGAGCGGUGGGGUGUGGUGCGGUGUGGUGUGGUGGGGUGUGGUGGAGUUAAUGUGUGAUAUGGUGGUGCGGUUUAGUGCAGUGGGUGGUAACCUCUUGAAGCAGCUGAGGCGAACACUGAAGAUGCUGGAGGGAGCUGAUGAUCGUGCGCGAGCACAGGAAGGAUUGAAUGGUAACCACUUGAAGCAGCUGAGGCGGACGCUGAAGAGUCUGGAGGAGGAGUUGAUGGUCGUGCACGAGCACAGGAAGGAGAACACGAGAGCAGCCAAGAAACUGAAGGGGGAGGGGGAGGAGGGGAAGGAAGGGGAGGGGGAAGGCGAGGGGUCGAAAUGGGAAGGCAAGCCGGGGCAGAAGCCGAAGCAGCACUCCCACUCCUACUGCUGCCUGCACUACCCCCAGAUCUAUGACGUGGUGAGGUACCGCAUCCACCGGGCGAAGAAGGCUAUAAAGGACGAGCUAGACAGUCGCAAGGAGGUUAUGUACCUGCUGUGCCCCAACCCGCACUGCAAGGCCAGAUACUCCACACUGGAUACGGAUAGGCUGAUUGAUCCAGUUGACUUCAACCUCAAGUGCGAGCGCUGCCACUCAGAGCUGGAGGCGGAAUCUGACAUGCUGGGAGGAGGGGGAGGCGGAGGGGGAGGGGUUGACGGGGAGGAUAACACAAGGAAGAAGAAGAAAGAGGCUCUUCAAAACAUGCUGGCGAGGUUCGAGCGCCAACUGAAACCCCUGAUGGAGCAGAUAGUGAAGGUGAAGGACCUCACGCCGCCCUACUUCGGGUCUCUAUCCGAAUGGGAGGCCAAGGCGUCGCCAGCACAGAGGGCAGCCGCAGUGGGGGGGGACAUCCCCAAGGCCCUCCCCCGUCUGGCCGGGCCAGGGGGAGGCGGUGCAGGGUCUACCCCUCUGCCCUUCAUGGGGGAAACACGGUCUCUCCCCCGGUUGGCGGGGCCGCGGGCCGCAGGGGGGAGAGUGGGUGCUGGGUCGACUCCUCUUCCCUUCAUGGGGGAGACACGGGUAGGUGGAUUGCAGGCACAGAGGGCAGCCGCAGUUGGGGGGGAGAUUCCCAAGGCUCUCCCCUGUCUGGCAGGGUCGGGGGGUGGGGGUGCCGGGUCAACCCCCCUGCCCUUCAUGGGGGAGACACGGGUGUCACCUUGUCGAGGUGAGAGUUCAAUGCACCGCCCACACAGAGGGGAGAUUCCCGAGGCUCUCUGUCUUGCAGGGCCGGGGGGAGGGGGUGCUGGGUGGGUCGACUCCUCUUCCCUUCAUGGGCGAGACCACGGGUGCGAUUGGUUGAGUGGGAUUUCAACCCUUUACCCUUCCAAGGCGUUGUCAGCAUUGAGGGCAGCCGUAGUGGGAGGGGAAGGGGCGCUGGGUCCACUCCUCUUCAUCUUCAUGGGGGAGACACGGGUGGAGGUGGAGGUUUCGAUUGGAGGGGAGGACGUGGGUGCUGCUGGUGGUGGGGGAGGAGGAGGAGGGGGAGGAGGAGGGGAAGGAGCGUUGACAAAACCGGCAGAAAUGAAGGUUAUUCCGAAGUGGGCCAUACGGGAGGGUAUGGUGCUGACAGCUGCGCAGAGAGGGGAGGUGGAGGAGGAGAAACCAGGGGGCGAAGGGGAGGGCGGGGAGGGGGGAGCGGGGGAAGGGGAUGGGGGAGCGGGGGAGGGUGCGGCGGGGGGAAUGUCGGCAGAGGAAGAGGCAGAGCAGCAGAGACUACAGGAAUACUACAAGGCAUAUUAUGCCGCAUUGCUGCAGCAGCAACAAGCACAAGCUGCAGCAGCAGCAGGCGGAGCGGACACCGCUGCCCCUACUGCUGCUGCUAUUGACACUGUUCCUCCCCUCUGUUCCCCCUUCCUGUAUCACCAGGAAUAUUACAAGGCUUACUAUGCCGCAUUGCUGCAACAGCAACAGGCAGCGGCAGCAGCAGGCGGAGUGGACACCACUGCCCCUACUGCUGCUGCUACCGACACUGCCACAGCCGCAGCUACUACUGAUGUCGCUCCUGCCAAUGCUGCAGCAGCAGCAGCAGGGGAGGGAGAUGAGGAGGAGGAUGUGACAUGGGAAGAGGGGGACGCAGGAGCAUAUGCCACCCCUCCUGCUCCUACUACUGCUCUCCCUUUCAACACGAGUCAAGCACUGCCCACUACGCCUAUAGCAGCAGCAAUUCAGGAGGAGGACGAGGAGGCGGAUUAUGAGUGGGAGGAUGGGGAUGGGGUGGAUGGUGGGGUGGGAGGGAGUGGGGGGGAGGUUGGUGGGGACGGGAGUGGGGGAGGGGUGAGUGGAGGGGCAGGGAGUGCGGGUGGAACAGGGGAUGGGGCUGGUGUUGCGGUUACCCCGGAGCCGGUGGGGGUAGGAGAGGCUGAGGGUGAGGAUGAUGAGGAUAUAGAAUGGGAUGAGUAA